This is a messenger RNA of Ectocarpus sp. CCAP 1310/34, 1243 nucleotides long. NCBI's taxonomy places the organism in Eukaryota, Phaeophyceae, Ectocarpales, Ectocarpaceae. The record is from the annotation of a GenBank genome assembly.
CUAUUUGUCGACGACACCUCUGCUUGUAUAGACAUUCCAGCCCCGAACGAAUUCGCUGCCAUGCCUGAAUCAUAGGCAAGAGGGCACACGUUGACGACACGUUCACCACGAGACAAGGUGCUGCUCCGCCUCCAAACAUGCACACAAUUAGCGGACUUCCUCUCGCUCCCACACGCGCUGUUGCCGUUUGAAAUGUAUCGCAGGCACCUCCAAGGCGAAGACCUUCAUGGAGAAACCGUCGACCGUCCUGACCAAGUUCAAGAGCUACAAGGCCGAAAACACGAAAGUGUGGCUCUGGCUUGACACGCUAGAUCGGACGAGGCAGACGCUGAGUUGGCGGCUUCCCUCUCUCGGGGGGCGGCGGGGAGCGUCGACGCCGCCGGCUCCCCAGCCGGCUCCCCCGCUACCGGGGCGGGCGCCGGGGAGAGCGUUGACAGAGCAGAGAGUCCACCUGCAGAUCAGGGACCGGCGGCGCAAGCGGCGUUGGCUGAGACGGAGGUCCCGCCAGGAACCGGGAAGUACGUCGAUGUCGUUGGCCGCCGCCGCCGCCGCCGCCGCCGCCGCCAACAUCCGCCGGGAGCAAGAGCGAGAGCAGGAUAAGGGCAGGGAGGAGGGCGAGCACGUGGGCGAGGAGGUGCCUGAGUGGUGGGUCUUCCCCUUCCUGCUUCUCACAGCGGCGUACAGCCCGUGGAGCGGUCAGGCCCCGUCGGAGUGGAAGCACCUCGACUCUUCGGACGGGCCGUCCAAAAAGCGGAAGGGCGCGGACGUCACCGUGGACUCUGAAAACCCCGUGUGCAGCCCCGCGGUGAUGUCUCGCCUCAACCCCAACGGCGACGCUUUGAGCCGCCGCCAACACUUCGCCGCAAUCAAGCGAGAGAAGGAGCAGGAGAUGAAAGCAGCGGCCGAAAAGGAACUUCAAGAAGCCCGGAAGGAACCCCUUGAGACGAAGAAGGGCCUGGCCGCCUUUGAGGCUGCGAACACACACGUCGAGACCAUAGGCGCGGACAUGAAGAGGAUGGUCGAGCUCAAGGAGGCGGAGGCUGUGGGCAUCAAGCGUGAGAACAAGAUCAAGGCUCUCGAGAAAAAAAUUGUGCUGCGUCUGGGGGACGAGACAGAGAACCGGGCGGAGCUCGUGUUCUUGCUAAUCGAGUUUGAGUUAUCCCAUUACGGUUGUUGCGUGUUGGCAUGUGAUCAUUGUUCAAAGAAGGGCGGUUGCUUGUUCAUUAUCUCGGUGUUUUUUUGA